CUACAUCAUCCAGCAGCGAGGCGAUUCGCAUCCGGUCAGGAGGAUUUGCGGAGCAGAAGUCAGUCGAAAGGGAUUAGCUAGCUUGCUAGCGACCGAGACCUCUUUAGAUGUGUGAAUUCGCGCUACAUGAGCCAUUCUAAACAUCGCUGACACAUCGAGAGCCGAAACAACAGCUGUUGCCAUGGCAAUCCUGUUUGCUGUGGUCGCCCGUGGAACCACUAUUCUGGCCAAGCAUGCCUGGUGUGGUGGCAAUUUCCUCGAAGUUACUGAGCAGAUUUUAGCCAAAAUCCCCUCAGAGAAUAACAAACUGACCUACAGCCACGGCAGCUACUUGUUUCAUUACAUCUGCCAUGACCGAAUCAUAUACCUGUGCAUCACUGAUGAUGACUUUGAGAGGUCACGUGCAUUCAGCUUCCUCAGCGAAGUCAAGAAGCGCUUCCAGACAACAUACGGGUCACGAGCACAAACGGCCCUACCCUACGCCAUGAACAGUGAGUUCUCCUCCACACUGGCAGCUCAAAUGAAACACCACUCAGAUCCACGGGGAUCAGAUCGUGUCACUGAGACUCAGAUGCAAGUGGAUGACCUGAAGGGCAUAAUGGUUCGCAACAUAGACCUGGUAGCUCAGAGAGGGGAGAAGCUUGAGUUGCUGAUUGACAAAGCAGAAAAUCUGGUCGAUUCAUCCGUCACAUUUAAGACCACGAGUCGUAAUCUUGCACGGGCCAUGUGUAUGAAGAAUCUCAAGCUGACCAUUGUCAUCGUGGUGGUGUGUCUGGUGGUGAUUUACAUCAUCGUGUCUGCUGCUUGCGGUGGCCUCAGCUGGCCCUCCUGUGUCAAAAAAUGAGAGAAGAGGGAGAUAAAGGAGAAGGGACGAGGGGGAGAAGUGCCUGUUCAACUCUUACCAAUGGACACAAAAGGAAAUACAGUUUCUUUGUCUUACUCCUUUAGCUUCAACGUCUGUGGAAGACAUGCUUUCCUCCUCCUCCUGUCUCCUUCCUCAGCCCACCUUUAAGAGUCUGCACAUGUAUUUGCCUUUUGGACCGGGAGUCCCACCUCAUACCCACUCUAAUGGACAGCAGCCACGUGGCUUAAAACUGAUGUGGAACAAUAACCUUGCCAUAUGUUAAUCUGGUACAUUCAUCUUGUCUCAUACACUCAGUGGCCUGAUGUAUCAUUUCAAGAUACUGUCCUGCAUCUAUCUGUGUAAUGAAUCCAUUCAAACUGAUCACAGAGAUAGCAAAGUUUAAUUUGUUAUUGUCCUGUUGUACCUUUGAUGUCAACACAGACAUGUGGGACUUGCAAGUGAAGGUGUCAUCAAUGUUGCAUUUCAAAAUCCAUCAUGAAGGACUCACCUGUAUUGUCUGGUUUGCUGCCAUAUAAUUGAAGACGUUUUGACUAAACCUUGACCGAAGCAGAUUUAACGAUUCACAUAAUUUUAUCACAGAUAAAACAAUAACACCUUCUAAAAGAAACUUGUAAAGUGCUAGGUAUGGUCGUACAAAUAAAUAUUGUACAUUUCAUUGAUAUUAUUAAGACGUAAUAGAUAUUUUAAGUCAAGUUUGAUUUAGGAGAAAUUCUUGUUCUUUAUCCUGCCUGUGGACUUGAUGAGAGGCUUCCAUUUACCUCCCCCUGGAUGUUAGGUCGUGCUCAUAUUUUCUUUCUGUUAACACGAUGCACUUUUUAUAUUGUACAUAGAUUUGCUUUCUGGCAUCACAUGGCUUAUGAACAUGUAAUUAUUUAAUUAUUGUACAUCCAGAAUUAAGUGAAUAAAACUGAUGGUAUAAAGUGGUA
Mugil cephalus (flathead mullet) is the source of this 1791-nucleotide messenger RNA. RefSeq names its product synaptobrevin-like 1 (gene vamp7). Bases 182 to 844 code for a protein of 220 amino acids. Gene Ontology annotation, cellular component: SNARE complex; membrane. NCBI's taxonomy places the organism in Eukaryota, Metazoa, Chordata, Actinopteri, Mugiliformes, Mugilidae. The record is from RefSeq and is a predicted model, not a curated record. The transcript is spliced from 8 exons. Gene Ontology annotation, biological process: vesicle fusion; exocytosis. Gene Ontology annotation, molecular function: SNAP receptor activity; SNARE binding.